Molecule: messenger RNA, 2517 nt
Organism: Trichophyton rubrum CBS 118892
Lineage: Eukaryota; Fungi; Ascomycota; Eurotiomycetes; Onygenales; Arthrodermataceae
Exons: 2
Coding region: 948-1781 (277 amino acids)
Biological process (GO): ribosome biogenesis
Cellular component (GO): nucleolus; small-subunit processome; Noc4p-Nop14p complex
Source: RefSeq, a predicted model, not a curated record
UUUUUUUUUUUUUUUUGAAUAAGGGUGUUGGGCUGGACUACCAUGGCGUCAGCGGUUAAUGGGGAGCUGAAAAGCUCAAAGAAGAGGAAGAAGAGCGAUUCAGAGUCUGCUCGUCGGUCGAUGAAGCGGAGAGCGGUCGAGGGAGGGAACGGGAAGGAUAAGUUGGAGAUCGAACACAUACAAGAGCUCGAGGACCAGAUUGCUGAAUCCCGGAAAUAUUACAACAAUAUCGUCACUUUGCUCUCGAAACUUGACGAUGCAAGCACGGAUAAGGCUGGAAGGAAGGCUCUUGCGGUUUCUCUUUGUCGGGUCUUUUGCCGGUUGCUGGCUGGUGGGCAAUUGAACCCUCCAAAGAGCGCAGCCGAGAAUGAGACUAUACUAGUCGCAUGGUUGAAGGAGAGAUAUCAGGAAUACAAGACAGCUUUGGUUGGGAUCUUGCGGGAUGGAGAGCCGUCUCAGCAGACUACCGCUCUAAGCUUGUGCAUGCAAUUGAUCAAAGAACAAGUCGCCCAUUAUACCGGAUCAGACAUCAAUGUAUGGUCCAGUGGCUACUUCAACGAUAUCCUGGCUGCCGUGGUCCAGCCAGGAAAUGACAAACUCAGGGCGCACUUCAUGGACAGCUUUUUCCAAAAGUAUCACGAUAUCACAGUCUACACCGUCCUCCGCCUUGCGUACGUUUUUUCCUACCAACUCACAACCAUCAAUUAUAUGCAACUAACACCUACAAAAACAGAACCUACCUAUCCGAACAGAGAGACGCAGAAACACUCGACAGCAUAGUCGACCUGCUCUCCAACAUCGGCGAGCCAACCGAUCUCCACGCCCGUUUCGAAACCACCUACACCGACACCUCGAAAAUUAGCCCAAAGAACAAAGGCCCCUUCACUUCCGAGAAUUCCUUCAAGAUCCGCGUACAAACAGCCUGGCUCGCUGUACUACGUAACCAAAUGACCAAAUCGCAACGCAAACACCUCCUCCGCAUAAUGUCGCAUGUCGUCGUACCCUGGUUCGCAAAACCAGAGCUCCUAAUGGACUUUCUAACAGACUGCUACAACGAAGGCGGGUCAACUUCCUUGCUCUCGCUAUCGGGGCUCUUCUACCUCAUCCAGGAGAAGAACCUAGACUACCCACAGUUCUACACGAAGCUAUACUCCCUACUAGACAGGGAUGUGCUGCACUCCAAACAUAGGUCUCGUUUCUUUAGGUUGAUGGAUACUUUCCUUGCUUCUUCGCAUCUUCCCGCCACGCUUGUAGCGAGCUUUAUCAAGCGGCUUUCGCGAUUGGCGCUUAAUGCGCCGCCUGCUGCGAUCGUGGCGAUUGUGCCCUGGAUAUAUAACAUGCUCAAAUCCCAUCCAACAUGCACGUUUAUGAUUCAUCGGGAUUUGAAGAAGCAUGAUCCAUCGCUGUAUGAGGAGAUAGAAAAAGAGGGUAUGGAUGAUCCGUUUGAUGCAUGUGAGCCCAAUCCAACGCUCACAAACGCUAUUGAGAGCAGUUUAUGGGAGAUUGAGACUUUGCAAUCUCAUUACCACCCGAAUACCGCGGCUUUGGCCAGGAUUAUAUCCGAGCAAUUCACUAAGCAGCAUUAUAACGUUGAGGACUUUCUAGAUCUUUCUUAUCAGGCUCUGCUAGGUACGGAGUUGGGGAAGGAGGAAAAGGCAUUUAAAAAGGCUCCUGUGGUGGAGUUUCAGAUCCCGAAGAGAAUAUUUACCGAUCGCGGACUAGAAGGAAGAGAAGAGGAUACGGAGCCUGGACAUAUGCUCCGAGAGUUGUGGGACUUUUAGUUAGAAAUGAUAAACAAUCAUUCAAUGCCAUUUUGAUUCUAUUACCGACACGUAUGUGGGUCAAGACAAAAAGAGCGUGUGUGACUAUUGCAUGAUAACAUUUACAAGGCAUUGUAGUGAAAAGUUGACAACAUAAUGCCGAAAGGCUAACAGAAAUCCAGCCCUUGAAACGAAUGCUCAUAUUGUUGUAAAAGCGAGCAAAUAUCCCAAGGUGCCUUGGGCCACUCACACCAUUCCCUCGGCGUUGUUCAUGGCAAAAGUUUCUGCUUGUGUAGCAUAAAGCGCCCACUGGCUCCUUGAAUUGUCCACUGCAAUAAUCUGCCUUAGACUGUCAGGAAGAGUAGCCAUGUUCAAAAGUCCCAUCUGCUGUCGGAGGCGCUCCUCGAUAGUCUCUUCAUUUUCUUCCAUUUGGUCCUCGCGUUCCUCACGUUCCUCACAUUCCUCUUCCUCGGGGUUAGGGUGGUAAUGGCCUGAUGGAUUCAGGCCAUAGACCUGCUUCUUUAACCGAUCAAACAUCUUGUCCUGUAUAUCCACGGGUGUAGACUCGAUGUCACAUCUAAGCCAUUCCAUGAGCUGAUUGGCCCGCACCCGCCUUUCACUGACGAUCCGAUGAAUACGGCACCUCAUACUUGCCAUCAAGUCUCGUACUUCAUCCUGGUGAGAGGCGGUCGUGAUGCACGCGUCAAUCUCAUUGAUGAUCUGGUAGACAUCCUGGGCGGCCUCCCUGAAGAUACGG